Molecule: messenger RNA, 2323 nt
Organism: Nycticebus coucang (slow loris)
Lineage: Eukaryota; Metazoa; Chordata; Mammalia; Primates; Lorisidae
Gene: MSMO1
Product: methylsterol monooxygenase 1
Exons: 6
Coding region: 659-1540 (293 amino acids)
Biological process (GO): sterol biosynthetic process
Molecular function (GO): C-4 methylsterol oxidase activity; iron ion binding
Source: RefSeq, a predicted model, not a curated record
AAAUCAAGAGUAUUGCAGGGGCUACACACAUUUUGUAUACAUAAUUUGCUUUUGUACAUUUUAAGUCAAAAGUUAUGCGUGUCCUUCACCCAGAAUGUGUGCAUUGUACCAGUUAGUUGUGAAUUUGCCCAGCUCUUCCAACCGCUUGCCACCUACUUGAUUUCACUGAGUUUUAUGUCCGUGCUGUCAUUGUGUCAGUCCACUAGUUCCAGUCAGUAGUGAGUACGUGUGGUGUUUAUUUUUCUGUUUUUGCCAUACUUCACUUACAAGAUUGGUUUCCAGUUCAUCCAGAUUGUUACGACAGGUACUAGCUCACCGUUUUUUGUUGUUGUUGUUGGUUUAUGGCUGAGUAGUAGUCUGUGGUACAUUUUCCACAUUUUGUUAAUUAGCAAUGGACAGUUUUUGAUGAGGUAAGAGAAGAACUCAGGGGGACUAGUCGGUCUUAGAAGAGAGGAUGAAUGAGUAAAGAGAAUUGUGAAGUUGGAAAGGCAUGGCUGGAACCCUGCAGUCCCUGCUGUAGGUCACUGGAGAAUGAGAAGGACAGAAGAAUAAGAAUGGGGAGUGAAUUCCAAGGCUUGAAGAAGUUGGCUGAGCUUCUCAAUAUCUCCUGUGUAGAUGGGAUAAAAGAAUUACAAGGCUGUCUGCAGAGAUCUGAAAAAUGGCAGCAAAUGAAAGUGUCAGCAUCUUUAGCUCGGCUUCCUUGGCGGUGGAGUAUGUAGAUUCCCUUUUACCUGACAACCCCUUGCAAGAGCCUUUUAAAAAUGCUUGGAAUUAUAUGCUGGAUAAUUACACAAAGUUCCAGAUUGCAACGUGGGGAUCUCUCAUAGUUCAUGAAGUCCUUUAUUUCUUGUUUUGUGUACCUGGAUUUUUAUUUCAAUUUAUUCCUUACAUGAAGAAGUAUAAAAUUCAGAAGGAUAAACCAGAAACAUUGGAAAGCCAGUGGAAGUGCUUUAAAGUACUUCUUUUUAAUCACUUUUGUAUCCAGCUGCCUUUGAUUUGUGGAACCUAUUAUUUUACAGAGUAUUUCGAUAUUCCUUAUGAUUGGGAAAGAAUGCCGAGAUGGUGUAUGCUUUUGGCAAGAUGCUUUGGCUGUGCUGUCAUUGAGGAUACUUGGCACUAUUUUGUACACAGACUCUUGCACCACAAAAGAAUAUACAAGUAUAUUCAUAAAGUUCAUCAUGAGUUUCAGGCUCCAUUUGGAAUGGAAGCUGAAUAUGCACAUCCUUUGGAAACCCUGAUUCUUGGAACUGGAUUUUUCAUUGGAAUUGUGCUUUUGUGUGAUCACGUGAUUCUUCUCUGGGCCUGGGUGACCAUUCGUUUGUUAGAGACCAUUGAUGUCCAUAGUGGUUAUGAUAUUCCUCUCAACCCUUUGAAUCUCAUCCCCUUCUAUGCCGGCUCUCGGCACCACGAUUUCCACCACAUGAACUUCCUUGGGAACUAUGCAUCAACGUUCACCUGGUGGGACAGAAUUUUUGGAACAGAUUCUCAGUUUCAUGCCUAUUAUGAAAAGAUGAAGAAGUCUGAGAAAAAGACUGAAUAGAUUAUCUCAUGUAAAUCUUCCAGAAGAAAAACAUUUUCCCUAAAUGAAGCUGGUAGCUCACAUUGCACCUGGGGAGCAGAAAUUUGCACGCGUCACAGCUACUAAGUGAUGGAAAGAACAUUAACAACCUGUAAUUAUCUUCUUACUGGGACCUUUUUCUACUUUACAUACAAGUUCUGUGUUUGUAGAAAUAAAUAUAUAUUUAAGUAAGGUUUUCAUGAAGAUUUAAAGGCCAGUUUGCUAAGCUUACAAAAAGGAUUUUAAAUAAUGAAAAAAGUAUUCUGUGUUUUUCCCCCACUAAUACCAUAGGACUAAAGUUGACAUUAGGCUUUAAAUCUUUUGGAUAUAUACUGGUAAUUUUGGCAUCAUAUUUAACUUUAAAAAUAUUUUUAAGAAUUUGCCUAAAGAUCAAAAUAUCGUGGGAUGAACCACAUUGGUAGAUACAGUGACUAGAGCUGCCAAGUCAGGAGUAGCCAGCACCAGGAACUUCCACGCUUGUCUGGAGAUGACCAUUUGGGGUGAUUUUGUCCUUCUUUGAAGAAUCCUUUUUGACUGCAUUCAGCAGAAAGUAUUUCUUAAUUGAUGACAGUGGAAUAUUUUAGUCUGGAGGUUUUUCCAACUUACUUGAAUUUUUUUAAAAAUUAAGGAGCAUUAUCUCUGCUAUUUACCCUUUCAUUUUUGUACAUCAAAUUUCCAUUUACUUAAAUCUGUAUCUUGAAACUCUGUGAAUUGACAUGCUGUUUUGCACUUUGAGCUAUUGAAAUAAAUGUGAUUUUUGUCUGA